Synchiropus splendidus (mandarinfish) is the source of this 15694-nucleotide messenger RNA. RefSeq names its product ryanodine receptor 1-like. Gene Ontology annotation, molecular function: protein binding; ryanodine-sensitive calcium-release channel activity. Lineage: Eukaryota; Metazoa; Chordata; Actinopteri; Syngnathiformes; Callionymidae. Bases 73 to 15315 code for a protein of 5080 amino acids. Gene Ontology annotation, biological process: calcium ion transmembrane transport; intracellular calcium ion homeostasis. The record is from RefSeq and is a predicted model, not a curated record. Gene Ontology annotation, cellular component: sarcoplasmic reticulum membrane; calcium channel complex; smooth endoplasmic reticulum. The transcript is spliced from 107 exons.
GGUGGGCACACAGCAACCCGCAGCCCCCUUCAGAGAGUUUUACUAAGUUUCGACUUUUAAUGGUGGCAAAGGAUGGCGGAAGGUGCAGAUGGAGAGGAAGAGAUCCAGUUCUUGCGGACAGAUGACCAAGUGGUUCUUCAGUGUACUGCCUCCAUUUUGAAGGAGCAGAUCAAGCUGUGUCUGUCCUGCGAGGGUUUUGGGAACCGUCUCUGCUUCCUGGAGACCACCUCAAAUGCUCAAAAUGUUCCCCCUGACUUGGCGAUCUGCUGCUUCAUACUGGAGCAGUCCCUGUCUGUGCGGGCCCUGCAAGAGAUGCUGUCCAACACGUCUGUGGAUGAAGCGGUUGAUUUGGACAAAUGGUCGUCACAAGGUGGCGGUCACCGCACACUGCUGUACGGACAUGCCAUCCUCCUGAAACACACUCACUCCAGCAUGUACCUGAGCUGUUUGACGACAUCACGCUCGCUCACUGACAAACUAGCCUUCGAUGUAGGUUUGCAAGAGGAUUCCACAGGUGAGGCCUGCUGGUGGACCAUCCAUCCGGCAUCCAAGCAAAGAUCUGAAGGAGAGAAGGUCAGGGUGGGAGAUGACCUCAUUCUUGUCAGUGUUUCGUCGGAGCGAUACCUGCAUCUGUCAUAUGCCAGCGGUGACCUGAUGGUCGAUGCGUCCUUCAUGCAAACUUUAUGGACCAUGACACCGGUCAUGUCUGGGUGUGAGCUUGCUGAAGGUUUUCUGAUUGGUGGUUAUGUGCUCCGACUGUUCCACGGCCAUAUGGAUGAGUGUUUGGCAAUACCAGGUGCUGACCAAGGAGAUGACCAGCGCAGGGUUGCUCAUUAUGAAGGAGGAGCUGUAUGCAGUCAUGCCAGAUCCUUGUGGAGACUGGAGCCACUGCGCAUUGGGUGGAGCGGAGGUCACAUCAAAUGGGGCCAAUCUUUUCGAAUACGCCACAUUACAACCGGCAGAUAUCUGUGCUUGGAUGAGGAGAAGGGACUGCUGUUGGUCGAUGCAGAGAAAGCCAAUUCCAAAAUGUCAGCGUUUUGCUUUAGGAUUUCUAAGGAAAAAAUUGAAGUCACCCAGAAGCGCGACGUUGAAGGAAUGGGCAUCCCUGAGAUAAAGUACGGCGAGUCCAUGUGCUUUGUUCAGCAUGUUUCGACUGGUCUGUGGCUCACUUACGCCGCUGUCGAUGCCAAAUCAGCCCGCCUUGGUCCUUUGAAGAGGAAGGCCAUUCUUCACAAAGAAGGUCACAUGGAUGAUGCAUUGACUGUUGCACGUUCACAAACUGAGGAAUCCCAAGCUGCCCGAAUGAUCUACAGCACCACAGGCCUCUUCAAUCAAUUCAUCAAAGGUCUAGAUGCCUUGAGUGGGAAAAACAAAUCAGCCAAUCCUCCGUCCUUGCCCAUGGACACAGUCGUGCUCUCUCUGCAGGAUCUCAUUUUCUACUUCAGACCACCUGAAGAGGAACUUGAGCAUGAGGACAAACAAUUCAAGCUCCGCUCUCUGAAGAACAGGCAAAACCUCUUUCAAGAAGAGGGGAUGAUCACAUUGGUCUUGGACUGUGUUGAUAGGCUGAAUGUCUACAACACCGCUGCUCACUUCUCUGAGUAUGCCGGAGAAGAAGCAGCUGAGUCGUGGAAGGAAAUAGUAAAUUUAUUAUACGAGUUGCUGGCAUCGUUGAUCAGAGGAAAUCGAGCCAACUGUGCCUUGUUUUGUGACAACCUGGACUGGCUGGUCAGUAAGUUGGACCGUUUGGAGGCAUCCUCUGGAAUCUUGGAGGUGCUCUACUGUGUUCUGAUUGAGAGUCCAGAGGUGCUGAAUAUCAUCAAGGAAAAUCACAUCAAGUCAAUUAUAUCGCUUCUUGACAAGCAUGGCCGCAAUCAUAAGGUGUUGGACGUGCUCUGUUCUCUGUGUGUGUGUAACGGAGUCGCUGUGAGGUCCAAUCAGAAUCUGAUCACUGAAAACCUCCUGCCAGGCCGAGACCUCCUGCUUCAAACAAACAUAAUAAACUAUGUUACCAGCAUGAGACCCAACAUUUUCCUUGGGACCUGUGAAGGCUCUACUCAGUAUAAGAAGUGGUAUUUUGAGGUGAUGGUGGACCAUGUGGAGCCAUUUCUCUCAGCUCAGCCAUAUCACUUGCGAGUGGGUUGGGCCCUGACUGAAGGCUACAGCCCAUAUCCAGGUGGAGGAGAGGGUUGGGGUGGUAACGGUGUCGGAGAUGACCUCUACUCCUACGGGUUUGAUGGGCUCCACCUAUGGUCAGGUCGUGUACCUCGCCAUGUGGCCACGCCCAAUCAGCAUGUCUUGGCAGCUGAAGAUGUGGUAAGCUGCUGCUUGGAUCUGAACGUGCCCAGUAUUUCCUUCAGAAUCAAUGGGCAUCCAGUCCAGGGCAUGUUUGAGAACUUCAACCUCGACGGCUUGUUUUUCCCAGUGGUCAGCUUCUCAGCUGGCAUCAAGCUCCGAUUCCUUCUUGGAGGAAGGCAUGGGGACUUUAAGUUCCUGCCUCCCCCUGGCUACGCGCCGUGCUAUGAAGCUGUGCUACCCCGAGAUCGUUUGAGGAUUGAACCGAUCAAGGAGUACAAACAUGACUUUGAUGGUGUUCGCAACUUGUUAGGUCCAACACAGUCUCUCUCACAUACGUCCUUCACUCCGUGCCCAGUGGACACCAUACAAAUCGUACUUCCUCCUCACUUGGAGCGCAUUCGGGAGAAGCUGGCAGAGAACAGUCAUGAGCUGUGGGCUGUGACUCGCAUUGAACAAGGGUGGACCUUUGGCGCCUUUCGUGAUGACAACAAGAAGCUGCACCCCUGCCUGGUAGAUUUUCAGGGUUUGCCUGAACCUGAGAAGAACUACAACUUAGCAAUGUCAGGCGAGACUCUUAAGACCCUGCUUGCACUUGGAUGCCAUGUUGGAAUGGGGGAUGAAAAAGCAGAGGAGAAUUUGAAGCGGAUCAAGCUUCCGAAAACAUUCAUGCAGACUAAUGGUUACAAACCUGCCCCACUGGACCUCAACCAUGUUAAACUCACCCCAAAUCAAAACACUCUGGUUGAGAGACUUGCAGAAAACGGACACAAUGUGUGGGCAAGAGACCGGGUCCGCCAGGGGUGGACCUACAGUAUUGUGCAGGAUAUUGUGAACAAGCGCAACCCUCGACUGGUCCCUUACAACUUACUGGAUGAAAAGACCAAAAAGACAAACAGAGACACAGUCUGCGCUGCUGUACGCACUCUCCUUGGCUACGGUUACAACAUUGAGCCCCCCGACCAGGAGAGCAGUGGGCAUGGUUCAGGAAGUUCCCGUGGAGAUAAGAUCAGAGUGUUCAGAGCUGAAAAGUCGUAUGGUGUUACCCAGGGGAAGUGGUACUUUGAGUUCGAGGCGGUGACAGUUGGGGAGAUGAGGGUGGGAUGGGCUAGGCCUAGCGUUCGGGCAGACACUGAACUUGGAGCGGAUGAGUUGGCCUAUGUCUUCAACGGGUUUAAGGCCCAGCGUUGGCAUGUGGGCAACGAGUCAUUUGGUCGUCAGUGGCAGUCUGGUGAUGUGGUUGGCUGCAUGAUCGACCUCACUGAGAUGAACAUCAUGUUUACACUGAAUGGAGAAAUGUUAAUCAGCGACUCAGGUUCUGAGAUGGCCUUUAAGGAUAUUGAAAUCGGCGAGGGCUUCAUUCCAGUCUGCAGUCUGGGAUUGUCUCAAGUGGGCAGGAUUAACUUGGGUCAGAACGUCAGCAGCCUUCGCUAUUUCACCAUCUGUGGCCUGCAAGAGGGAUUUGAACCAUUUGCUAUCAACAUGAAGCGAGAUAUUACAAUGUGGUUCAGCAAGAGUCUUCCACAAUUCAUCAAUGCACCCACUGACCACCCUCACAUCGAGAUAUCUCGUGUUGACGGGACAGUCGAAACGGCCCCUUGCCUCAAAGUGAACCACAAAACCUUCGGAUCCCAGAAUGCCAACACAGAUCUACUGUUCUUCAGACUGAGCAUGCCGGUUGAGUUUCACGAGACUUUCAAAGUUCCAGCUGGGACCACUCUCUUGACCCGGACCCUGACGAUUCCUGAGGAUGAGGUAGUCGAGGUGGAUCCAGACUCUGACUUUGAAAUUCUAAAAAAAUCAGCCACCCGCAAAGAGCAAGAGGAGGAGAAGAAGGAGCCGUCCGUGCCGAAGGAGGUGCCGCUGAACAAGAACGGGGAAAAUGAGAAAGAUGCCUCUACAGAGAAAAGCAAGAAAAAAGGGUUUCUCUUCAAAGCCAAAAAAGCUGCACUGAUAACUCCACCCCCUGUAGUUCCCACUAUGCCUCGCUUAGUUGAGGAUGUGGUGCCUGAUGACAGAGACGAUGUGGACAUCAUCCUCAACACCACAACGUACUACUACUCUGUGCGAGUGUUUGCUGGCCAGGAACCGAGUGGGAUUUGGGUGGGCUGGAUCACGCCCGACUAUCACCAGUAUGACCCUCAUUUUGAUCUUGGCAAAGUGCGAAAUGUGACAGUCACUGUGGGCGAUGACAAGGGAAACAUUCAUGACAGCAUCAAGCGUAGUAACUGCUAUAUGGUGUGUGGAGGCGAGUUCAGCAGCUCCCAGCAGACUCGAGUGAGUCAAGAGGAUUUUGUGAUCGGCUGUCUCAUCGACUUGGACACAGGACUGAUGACAUUCACUGCUAAUGGAAAAGAGAUCAACACAUUUUACCAGGUGGAACCCAAUACAAAAUUGUUCCCAGCUGUGUUUGCUCUCCCUUCAAGCCAGAACAUGUUCCAAUUCGAGCUUGGAAAACUCAAGAACAUCAUGCCAAUCUCAGCCGCUAUGUUUCGGAGCGAACGUAAAAACCCGGUCCCUCAGUGCCCUCCAAGAUUAGAUAUCCAGAUGUUAACGCCUGUCAUCUGGAGUCGGAUGCCCAACCACUUCCUGGCUCCAGAGACGGGGCGUGUCAGUGAGCGACUGGGUUGGGUGGUGCAGUGUCAGGAGCCGCUCACCAUGAUGGCGCUCCACAUCCCAGAGGAGAACAGGUGUAUUGACAUUCUGGAGUUGUCUGAACGAAUGGAUUUGUUGAAGUUCCAUUACCACACUUUGAAGCUGUACGGCUCCGUCUGCGCUCUGGGAAACAACCGGGUGGCUCACGCGCUUUGCAGCCAUGUGGAUGAGUCUCAACUGUUCUACGCCAUUGAGAACACCUACCUUCCUGGGCCAAUGAGAAGUGGCUUCUAUGACCUGCUGAUCAGCAUGCACCUCGAGUCUGCUAAGAGAAAUCGACUUGGCACCAACAAAGAGUUCAUCGUUCCGAUGACAGACGACACGCGGAGCAUCACGUUGUACUCUGACAAGUCACACGCUUUACCCGGCGUCGGCUUGACAACAUGUCUUCGCCCCAAACUACACUUCUCAUCUGUUGGGUUUGUUGGAACUGAUCCUGAUAUUUACACUCUGAGCCCAUUCAUCCCAUUGUUGGUGCUUAAGACAAAAGCUCUGAACAUGUUGAUCGAGGCUGUUCAAGAUGGCGGUCAAGCCAUGAGAGAUCCUGUUGGAGGAAGUGUUGAGUUUCAUUUCGUUCCUAUCCUGAAACUCAUCAGCACCCUCCUCAUCAUGGGUGUGUUUGACGACGAAGACGUCACACACAUCCUGGAGAUGAUCGAACCCACUGUCUUCUGUGGCAAGAAGGUCGAGGACCCUGUCGAGGAGGCUGUUAGUGCUGAGGAUGAGAAGGAACAGCAGCUGAAAACACAACCAACAAUGGAUGCAGACCAAGAAUCCCUGUAUGAAGAAGAUGAAGAAGAAUAUGAGGAUGAUGGCCUCGGCGAAGAAGAAGAAGUGGAAGAAGAAGUGGAAGAGGCAAAAUCGAUUUUGCAUCAAGAUGAAGUGCCUGAUGACACAGGACCGGUCAAUGGUGAGAAAGGUGCAGAGGAAACAGAGAAAGAAGCAAAACAUGGAGAAACUGUUGGAGAGAAAGAACAUUUUGAACAAGGACUUUUCCAGAUGAAGCUACCAGAGUCUGUUAAACUUCAGAUGUGUACUCUGCUACAAUAUUUCUGCGACUGUGAGCUACGACACAGAGUAGAGGCCAUCACCGCCUUUUCAGACAAGUUUGUCAGCCAGAUACAGUCAAACCAGAGGCAGCGCUACAAUGAGCUGAUGCUGGCUUUCACCAUGAGCGCUGCUGAAACGGCCCGCAAGACCCGCGAGUUUCGGUCACCACCUCAAGAGCAGGUCAACAUGCUGAUGAAUUUUAAGAACUGUGCUGAGGAUGAGGAAUGUCCUAUUCCUGAUGAUGUCCGGGAUUCUUUGCUGAAUUUUCACACCGUUCUUCUUUCCCACUGUGGUGUGCACAUUGAAGAAGAAGAGCAGGAGGAGGCGGUCGACAACUCUCUUCGCGGUCGGCUGUUCCGCUUGCUGGAAAGGGUGAAGAAGUUCCGCCAGAAGAAGGUAGAAGUGGAACCAGAGCCACAGGAAGACACUAAGCCAAGCACUCUGCAGGAGCUGAUUUCCCACACCAUGAUUCACUGGGCCCAGGAGUCUUUCAUCCAAAAUCCAGAGCUAGUUCGUAUGAUGUUCAGCCUUCUUCACCGGCAGUAUGACGGUCUGGGCGAACUCAUGCGGGCCCUGCCGAAGGUCUACACCAUCAGCGCUGUCUCCAUCCAGGACACAAUGGACCUGCUGGAGUGUUUGGGUCAAAUCCGCUCUCUGCUGAUUGUCCAGAUGGGUCCAGAAGAGGAGAGACUCAUGAUUCAGAGUAUUGGGAACAUCAUGAGUAACAAGGUUUUCUACCAGCAUCCAAACUUGAUGAGAGCCCUGGGCAUGCAUGAAACAGUCAUGGAGGUCAUGGUCAACGUUUUGGGUGGUGGAGACUCAAAGGAAAUCAGAUUUCCCCGCGUGGUGACAAACUGUUGCCGUUUCCUCUGCUACUUCUGUCGCAUCAGUCGACAAAACCAGCGAUCCAUGUUCGAUCACCUCAGCUAUCUGCUACAGAACAGCGGGAUUGGCCUAGGAAUGCGAGGCUCUACGCCCCUGGAUGUGGCUGCUGCAUCCUGUAUUGACAACAAUGAGCUCGCAUUGGCUCUUCAAGAGCAAGAUCUUGAGAUGGUGGUUAAAUAUUUGGCUGGGUGUGGACUUCAAAGCUGCCCGAUGUUGCUGUCCAAAGGCUACCCUGACAUCGGCUGGAACCCCUGCGGUGGCGAGAAAUACCUAGAUUUUCUCAGAUUUGCUGUUUUCGUCAACGGAGAGAGUGUGGAAGAGAAUGCCAAUGUUGUGGUACGCCUCCUCAUCCGCAGGCCUGAGUGCUUUGGCCCAGCCCUCAGAGGAGAGGGGGGCAAUGGUUUGCUUUCAGCUAUUGAGGAGGCCAUUAAAAUAUCAGAAGACCCAGCGAGGGAUGGUCCGAGCGUGAAGAAAGACAGAAGAUUCCCAAUGUUUGGUGGUGAAGAGCAGCAUGAAGAGAACAGAGUUCAUCUGGGAAAUGCCAUCAUGUCUUUUUACUCUGCACUCAUCGACCUGCUGGGGCGCUGCGCCCCUGAGAUGCAUUUGAUCCAAGCUGGUAAAGGAGAAGCUUUGAGAAUCAGAGCAAUUCUUCGGUCUCUUGUUCCCAUCGAGGACUUGGUUGGUGUCAUCAGCCUGCCUGUGCAGAUUCCCUCAUUUGGCAAAGAUAACAGCAUUAUAGAGCCAAAGAUGUCCGCCAGUUUUGUUCCGGAUCACAAGGCGCCGAUGGUGCUGUUUCUGGACAGAGUGUAUGGUAUUGACAACCAAGACUUCCUGCUCCAUGUACUGGAGGUUGGUUUUCUGCCUGACAUGAGGGCUGCUGCGUCCCUAGAUACGGCGGCGUUCAGCACCACAGAGAUGGCCCUGGCGCUCAACCGCUACUUAUGUUCUGCUGUGCUGCCACUCAUCACCAAGUGUGCCCCUCUGUUUGCUGGCAGCGACCACCGAGCCAUUAUGAUUGACUCCAUGCUGCACACCAUCUACCGUCUGUCUCGUGGACGAGCCUUCACAAAGGCUCAAAGGGACAUCAUUGAAGAGUGUCUCAUGGCCUUGUGCAAGCAUCUCCGCCCCUCCAUGCUCCAGCACCUGCUGAGACGCCUGGUGUUUGAUGUUCCUAUUCUGAAUGAGUAUGCCAAGAUGCCACUGAAACUUCUAACCAAUCACUAUGAGCGUUGUUGGAAAUACUACUGCCUCCCGAACGGAUGGGCCAACUUUGGUGUGGCCUCAGAAGAAGAGCUACAUCUGACACGCAAACUUUUCUGGGGUAUUUUUGAAUCCCUUGCGCACAAGAAAUUUGAUGCCGAGAUUUUUAAAAUCUCAAUGCCGUGCAUCUGUGCCAUUGCUGGAGCCAUCCCUCCGGACUAUGUUGAUGCCAGCUACUCCUCCAAAACAGAGAAAAAGGCAUCAGUAGAUGCAGAGGGAAACUUUGACCCCAAACCAGUGGAGACCACAAACACAAUCAUCCCUGAGAGGCUGGAUCCCUUUAUCAACAGAUACGCCGAAUACACUCACGAUAAAUGGGCUUUUGAAAAGAUCCAGAACAACUGGUCUUACGGUGAAGUGCUGGAUGAAAAUUCCAAAACGCAUCCCAUGCUCAGACCGUACAAAACCUUCUCAGAAAAAGACAAAGAGAUCUACCGCUGGCCUAUCAAGGAGUCGAUCAAAGCCAUGCUGGCCUGGGAGUGGACGAUUGAUAAAGCCAGAGAGGAGGAGGAGUCUGAGAAGAAGAAGGCGGCGGCGCGGAAGAUCUCCCAGACAGCUCAGGCGACAUAUGAUCCAAGUCAUGGAUACAGUCCUCAACCCAUGGAUAUAUCUCACAUGGCUCUAUCAAGGGAUCUUCAGUCAAUGGCGGAACAACUGGCUGAAAAUUACCACAACACAUGGGGGCGAAAGAAGAAGAUGGAGUUGCAGUCUAAAGGAGGUGGAACUCACCCUCUGCUUGUACCUUACGACACACUCACUGCAAAGGAGAAGGCGAGGGAUCGAGAAAAGGCUUACGAGCUGCUGAAAUUCCUUCAGCUGAAUGGAUAUGCAGUCACAAGGGGUCUGAAAGACAUGGAGUCGGAUAUUUCCUCCAUCGAGAAGCGGUUUGCGUACGGCUUCCUGCAGAAGCUGUUAAAGUGGAUGGAAAUUGCUCAAGAGUUCAUUGCUCACCUCGAGGCUGUUGUGAGCAGUGGAAGGGUUGAAAAGUCACCUCAUGAGCAGGAAAUCAAAUUUUUCGCCAAGAUCCUGAUGCCGCUCAUCAACCAGUACUUCAAGAACCACUGCCUCUACUUCUUGUCAACGCCAGCGAAGGUUCUGGGCAGUGGUGGACACUCCUCCAACAAGGAGAAAGAGAUGAUUGCAAGUAUCUUCUGUAAAAUGUCUGCUCUGGUGAGACACAGAGUCUCUCUCUUUGGGACUGAUGCUCCAGCCAUCGUCAACUGCCUUCACAUUCUGGCGCGAUCACUGGACGCAAGGACGGUGAUGAAGUCGGGACCUGAGAUAGUCAAAGCUGGGCUGAGGUCCUUCUUUGAGAGUGCUGCUGAUGACAUUGAAAAAAUGGUUGAAAAUCUCAAAUUGGGAAAAGUGUCUAAAGGCAAUCAGCAAGUGAAAGGUGUUUCUCAGAACAUAAACUACACCACCAUCGCCUUGCUGCCGGUCCUCACGUCACUGUUUGAUCAUAUUGCGCAGCACCAGUUUGGAGAUGAUGUCAUAUUGGAUGAUCUCCAGAUGUCUUGCUAUCGGAUCAUGUGCAGCAUCUACUCUUUAGGAACCGUCAAGAACCCACAUGUUGAGAGACAGAGGCCAGCCCUUGGCGAGUGUUUGGCACAUCUCGCCGCUGCUAUGCCAGUUGCCUAUUUAGAGCCACAUUUGAAUGAAUUCAAUGCGUUUUCUGUCUACACAACGAAGACACCAAGAGAAAGAGCGAUCCUUGGUCUUCCCAGUGAGGUCCAGGAACUUUGUCCGGAUAUUCCGGAGCUAGAUGCUCUGCUGAAGGAGAUUGGGGAUUUGGCGGAGUCGGGAGCUCGCUAUACAGAGAUGCCUCAUGUUAUUGAGAUCACAUUACCCAUGUUGUGCAACUACCUGCCUCGCUGGUGGGAACGGGGCUCUGAGAAUUUCCCUGAGAUGGAGGGUCAACUCUGCACUGAGGUGACAUCCGAACACCUUAAUCAGCUGCUGGGGAGCAUCAUGAAAAUUGUAGUGAACAAUUUGGGUAUAGAUGAGGCAUCUUGGAUGAAGAGGUUGGCUGUUUUCUCACAGCCUAUUGUAAGCAGAGCGAAGCCUGAAAUGCUAAAGUCACACUUCAUCCCGACGAUGGAGAAGCUCAAAAAACGUACUUCCAAGGUGGUGGCUGAGGAGGACCAUCUAAGAAUGGAAGGGAAAUCUGAGGGUGACGAGGAGGACGGAACCAUUCGUGAUGAGUUUGCUGUGCUGUGCAGGGAUCUCUACGCUCUCUAUCCUCUUCUAAUCCGCUACGUGGACAACAAUAGAGCAAGAUGGUUGACAUGCCCAGAUCCAGAUGCCGAGGAACUUUUUAGAAUGGUUGGAGAAGUGUUUAUAUUCUGGUCAAAAUCCCACAACUUCAAACGAGAAGAACAGAACUUUGUGGUGAUCAAUGAGAUCAAUAACAUGUCAUUUCUCACCGCAGAUAGCAAGAGCAAAAUGAGCAAGGGCGGGGACUCAGAGGGGGGAGGCUCAGACACGGAGCGUACGAAGAAGAAGAAACGAGGCGAUCGCUACUCAGUCCAAACUUCACUUAUUGUGGCCGCCUUGAAAAAGAUGCUGCCCAUCGGACUGAACAUGUGCUCUCCUGCUGACCAGGAGCUCAUCAACUUGGCCAAGAUGAGAUACUCCUUGAGAGACACUGAUGAAGAAGUGAGGGAGUUUCUGCAGAACAAUCUUCACCUUCAAGGAAAGGUGGACAACCCUUCAAUGCGCUGGCAGAUGGCGCUAUACAAAGAAAUGGUGGGGAAUGCUGAAGAUGCAGAUGCGCCAAUAAAAGUUGUCAAACGAGUUCAGGAGGUUUCUGCAGUUCUCUAUCACCUCGAGGUGACUGAACACCCAUUUAAAUCCAAGAAAAUGGUGUGGCACAAAUUGUUGUCCAAGCAGAGACGCAGGGCGGUGGUGGCGUGUUUCAGGAUGACACCACUGUAUAAUAUUCCACGGCACCGAGCUUCAAACAUGUUCCUGGAGGGAUACAAACGUAACUGGCUGAACUCGGAGGGAUAUUCAUUUGAGGACAGAAUGAUUGAUGACUUGUCUAAAGCAAUGGAGCAAGAGGAAGGAGAAGAAGAGGAGGAGAAAGAGACCAAACCAGAUCCACUUCAUCAGCUCAUUCUGCAUUUCAGUCGCACUGCGCUGACUGAGAAAAGCAAACUAGAUACAGAUCAUCUAUAUAUGGCAUAUGCCGAUAUUAUGGCAAAGAGUUGCCAUAUUGGUGAGGAAGAAGAAGGGGGAGAGGAUUUGGAAGAGGCUGAGGAUGAGAUGUCCUUUGAGGUGCGACAGUCAGAACUGGAAAAAGAAAUGGAGAAACAACGACUACUGUACCAACAGUCGAGACUCCAUAACCGCGGCGCUGCGGAGAUGGUGCUGCAGAUGAUCAGUGCCUGCAAAGGCGAAACUGGACCGAUGGUGUCGACAACACUCAAGUUGGGUAUUUCCAUCCUCAACGGUGGCAACACAGAGGUUCAACGGAAAAUGCUGGAGUAUCUGAAGGACAAGAAGGAUGUGGGCUUCUUUCUGAGCAUUCAAGCGCUCAUGCAAACCUGUUGUGUUCUGGAUCUUAAUGCUUUUGAGAGGCAGAAUAAGGCAGAGGGACUGGGCAUGGUUUCAGAAGAGGGCACCAAGUUGAACCUAGAUCGGGAUGAAAAGGUCAUGGCAGACGACGAGUUUACCUGUGACCUGUUUCGGUUCCUGCAGUUGCUCUGUGAGGGGCACAACAACGAUUUCCAGAACUAUUUGAGGACACAGACUGGAAGCACCACCACCAUUAACAUCAUCAUCUGCACUGUCGAUUACCUGCUCCGCCUGCAGGAGUCAAUCAGUGAUUUCUACUGGUAUUACUCCGGUAAGGACGUCAUUGACGAACCGGGGAAGAAGAACUUCUCCAAAGCCAUGACUGUUGCAAAACAGAUUUUCAACAGUCUGACCGAGUAUAUCCAGGGCCCCUGCACGGGAAACCAGCAGUCCCUGGCUCACAGCAGGCUGUGGGACGCCAUCGUGGGUUUCCUCCAUGUCUUUGCUCACAUGAUGAUGAAGCUCGCUCAGGAUUCCAGUCAGAUCGGCCUGUUGAAGGAGCUUCUGGACCUGCAGAAAGACAUGGUUGUUAUGUUGCUCUCACUGCUGGAGGGAAACAUUGUGAACGGCACCAUCGCUCGGCAGAUGGUGGACAUGUUGGUGGAGUCCUCCAGCAAUGUCGAGAUGAUCCUCAAGUUCUUCGACAUGUUCCUGAAGCUUAAAGACAUAGUAGCUUCCGACGCUUUCCAAGACUACAUCACCGACCCUCGAGGGCUGAUCUCCAAAAAGGAUUUCCAGAAAGCCAUGGACAGUCAGAAGCAGUACACCCCCUCCGAAAUACAGUUUUUGCUGUCUUGCUCGGAGGCGGACGAGAACGAUAUGAUUAACUAUGAAGAGUUUGCCAAUCGCUUUCAAGAGCCAGCCAAGGAUAUCGGGUUCAACAUCGCCGUUCUGCUCACCAACCUGUCCGAGCACGUGCCACACGACACCCGCUUGCAGAACUUUUUAGAACAAGCUGAGAGCGUGUUAAAUUAUUUCCGCCCAUUCCUGGGGCGAAUCGAGAUCAUGGGGGCCAGCAGGAAGAUCGAACGCAUCUACUUUGAGAUCAGCGAGGUCAACAGACGGCAGUGGGAGAUGCCACAGGUCAGAGAGUCCAAGCGGCAGUUUAUCUUCGACGUGGUCAAUGAGGGCGGCGAGUCAGAGAAGAUGGAGAUGUUCGUCAACUUCUGUGAGGACACUAUCUUUGAGAUGAACAUUGCCUCGCAGAUUUCAGAGCAGGAGGAGGAAGAAAAGGGUGAGGAAGAUGAUGAAGUCGAGGAAGGUGGAGGCGAGGGAGCCCAAGGUACAGCAGGAGGUUCAGGUGACGAAGAGGGUAACGGAGAGGAAGCGCCGCCUGAAUCCAGCUCGGCAUUUGCCGACUUCAUAAACAGCAUGUUCAGCUUCUUUAGCAUCUUCACCUUCCGGAACCUUCGUCGUCAGUAUCGCCGAGUGAGGAAGAUGACGGUGAAGGAGAUCGUGGUCGCUCUUUGGACUUUCUUCUGGACCAUUUUCAUCAGCAUCCUGCACUUUAUUUACAACAUUUGCAAAGGGGUCUUUAUGAUAAUCUGGCACACUCUGUUCGGAGGUGGUCUGGUGGAGGGAGCUAAAAACAUCACAGUGACUGAGAUUCUAGCCAGCAUGCCGGAUCCUACGCAAGAUGACGUCCAUGGAGAUGGACCUGGAGAGCCGAGAGCUGGAGAAGAACAAGACACAGGAGGGGUAACGGAUACAGGGGAAACUGGAAGUGGAGAGGAAGAAGAGGAGGAUACACAGGAGAAGGAGGGAGGGAGGAUUCCAGGUAUAGAUGCGCCUGGAGGACUAGGAGACAUGGGAGUUGAGGCAACAGUUGAACCUCCGACACCUGAAGGAACACCCAUCACCAAGAGGAAAAUGCAACCGGAAGAAGCCGACGCUAGCCAGAAGCCUCCAGAACCAGUUCCUGUAGAGGAACCACCUCCUGAACCUGAAAAGGCUGACGUUGAAACUGGUGAGAAGGCUGAGAAGGAGCAGGAGCCUCAGGAGCAAAGCCAACAAGAGGAGCCAAAGAAAUCUGCUGCCAAGAAGGAGAAGAAGCCAAAAAGUGGUGGAGGCUUUCAAAUUUGGACAGAGCUAGAGACGCAGAGAAAUAAAUUCAUGAACUACCUCUCCAGAAACUUCUACAACCUGCGCUUUCUGGCUCUGUUCCUCGCUUUUGCCCUCAACUUCAUCCUCCUCUUUUAUCGGGUCUCUGAAUCUCCGCCUGAUGGUGAAGAGAUGGAAGGCUCCGGGAUGGCAGAAGGAAGCGGUUGGUUUGAAGGUUCCGGCUUGUUCGAAGGAUCUGGAGAAGAGGAGGAAGGCUCUGGCAUGAGUGAGGGAGAUGAGGACGAGGAAGAUGUUCCACUGUAUUUCUACCUGGAGGAGAGCACCGGGUACAUGCAGCCCACCUUGUCCUUCCUCGCCAUCCUGCACACCGUCAUCUCCUUCAUCUGCAUCAUCGGCUACAACUGCCUGAAGAUUCCCUUGGUGAUCUUCAAGCGAGAGAAGGAGCUCGCCAGAAAGUUAGAGUUCGACGGCCUGUACAUCACUGAGCAGCCUGAGGACGACGACAUCAAGGGCCAGUGGGACCGACUGGUCCUGAACACACCCUCCUUCCCAAACAACUACUGGGAUAAGUUUGUCAAACGGAAGGUUUUGGAUAAAUACGGAGAUAUUUAUGGCAGAGAGAGAAUCGCUGAGCUGUUGGGUGUCGACUUGGCCUCGCUGGAUGUGAGUCAGCAACAUGAGAAGAAGCAGGAGGAACCGGACAACUCCAUGUUUUCUUGGGCCACUUCCAUUGACAUGAAGUACCAGGUCUGGAAGUUUGGAGUCGUGUUCACAGACGGUACCUUCCUCUACCUGUGCUGGUACCUGAUCAUGUCUCUGCUGGGCCACUACAACAACUUCUUCUUCGCCUGCCACCUGCUGGACAUUGCCAUGGGCGUGAAAACUCUUCGCACCAUCCUGUCGUCGGUCACUCACAACGGCAAACAGCUGAUGAUGACCGUCGGGCUGCUCGCUGUGGUCGUUUACCUCUACACCGUGGUGGCCUUCAAUUUCUUCCGCAAGUUUUACAACAAAAGCGAGGACGAGGAUGAGCCCGAUAUGAAAUGUGACGACAUGAUGACCUGUUACCUGUUCCACAUGUACGUUGGUGUGCGAGCCGGUGGAGGCAUCGGAGACGAGAUAGAGGAUCCGGCCGGAGAUGAAUAUGAACUGUAUCGUGUUGUGUUUGACAUCACCUUCUUUUUCUUCGUCAUCGUCAUUCUACUUGCUAUUAUUCAAGGUCUGAUCAUCGAUGCCUUUGGAGAGCUCAGAGACCAACAAGAGCAGGUCAAAGAAGACAUGGAGACGAAAUGCUUCAUUUGUGGCAUUGGAAGUGACUACUUUGACACAACACCACAUGGAUUCGAGACUCACACACUGGAUGAACACAACCUGGCCAAUUACAUGUUUUUCUUAAUGUACUUAAUCAAUAAGGACGAGACAGAACACACUGGGCAGGAGUCAUACGUGUGGAAGAUGUACCAGGAGCGCUGCUGGGAUUUCUUCCCUGCUGGGGACUGUUUCAGGAAGCAGUACGAGGAUCAGCUUUCUUAACCCUCCAGGAUCAGGGCGGCAGUCAUUUAUAUUGUGAUGGAUUUCAGUCAUGUUUUUAUUCAUCGCUCCUUCCACUUCAGCCACCCUCUUCCUUCUUAUGGAACCUUGUUUGUCUUUUUAAAAUAAUAAAGCAGGAUUGUCAUUAUUACCAUGGUCUCUACUGUGAUAAAUGUGGAUUCAUGCUGUGGAUCAAAAUAAAGUCUGGAGUUUGCCACUGAAUAAGCUUCCAUUAUAGACGUAUACCGUAGUGUCUUAUGCCCUCUGUCUUUCAGUAUAAUACAGAUGAUUUUUAAAUAAUGUAUUGGUCGACAGCUUUCUGUUGGAGGUACAGUAUUUGUGAUGAAGAGCUUCAACUGUUUUUGUGGAUCAUUUAACUAUC